AGCCACUCUAGGAGGCUGUGAGUUCAUAUAUAUAUAUAUAUAUCUAUCUAUUAGACGUUAUUCAAACUAUGCUUGCUACAUAGAAUCCUUCUCAUUCAAGCCUUCUUUUGAUAAUUUCCUUCCUUUAUCAUUCUUUUGAAAUUCCUUCAAUUGUUUAUGCUUAGCCAUUCUUUCCUUUUCUUUAAUUUUUUUUUUUUUUUUUUUGGUUCCUGGUACAUAUCCUUCAUGUUAAAUUAACGAUUUGAACAUGAUCUUGAUGCCACCUUGUGCUUACAAAAUCAUUGGUUAAUUCAAAUACAAUUCACCCUCCACUACUUGGUCUUCUAUAGGUUGUCUUGUUUGAUAGUCAUCACAUACAUUGAAGAGACAGUCAUGGCAGAAAUGGAAGUGGAUAGUGAAUUUGGCUGCGGAUUUAUGGGUGGAAUCUUCCAACGCCGGAGCUACUGGCCAAGAAAAACUUCUGUGCGUUCACUCCCAAGCACUGAACAUUCCAAGAGGCAAAGAAGCAGCUCUGUUGAGUCUGCUUGUAAAGCCUCCAAUUUAGCCAACAAAUCUCCACCAAAACUCAAUGAGCAAUCCGCAAAGAAUUCAACUUUGGUUCAUCCCAAGGUUUCUUCAACAACUUCUCACAAAAGAGUUCACGGUCGAAGACCUUCUGAUGCUGCAAGAAGCUCAACAUCAUCCUCCACUAGUUCAGUCCAAACAAAGGUGCCUCAAUCUCCUGACUUGGGUCGUGAAAGAAAGCUAAAAAGAGAGCCCACUAGUAACUCUUCAGAGCUUACUAAGAUGAUCACUGAUCCCCAGCUAUUAAAUGAAAGCAAAGCUCUCAUUCGUUCCACUCCAAGCAAUGCAAUGAUUUUAGGCCACUUGGGUAACUUGAAACAGACAGGGCCUGGAAAAUUGUUAGGAAAUAACAGUCCCAAUUCCACUGUUAGGACAGUGGAUUACCUGUCUAGGAAUCUUAGAGAGAAAAGUUUCAUGCCUAACAACCCCAAAAAUGGCUUUGGAAAGCUUGGUGGCAAUGUUGUCAUGGGCAACAUUGUUAGGAAGAAUAGUGAUGAAUUUGGACAGCUUCGAGGUCUAGUAAACAGAUUAGAUCCAGAGGCUUUUAAGUCCAAGGGAAAUGAGGCAUAUAAGCAGGGUAGAUUUGAUGAAGCCUUGGCUCUAUAUGACCGAGCAAUUGGUCUUGAUUCAAAUAAGGCCACCUACCGUUGCAAUAAGAGUGCUGCUUUGAUAGGUCUAGGCCGGAUUAUGGAGGCUGUUUUCGAGUGCAAAGAAGCUAUUCUAAUUGAGCCAUCAUAUCACAGAGCACAUCAUCGCCUGGCAAAUCUGUAUCUCAGACUGGGAGAAGCAGGGAAAGCAUUGCAUCACUACAAACACGCGGGGGCCAAUGCUAAUUCAGACGACAUAGCCAAAGCUCAAGCUCUUCAAAACCACCUCAGCAUUUGCACCGAGGCUCGUAAGUUAAAAGAAUGGAAUACCUUGCUAAAGGAAACCAAGUAUGCAAUAUCCUCCGGCGCAGACUCAGCACCACAGGUCUACGCUCUGCAUGUGGAGGCCUUAUUGAAUCUUUAUAGGCAUGAAGAGGCCCAUGCUACCUACCAGAAAGGACCCAACAUAAGUAUUGAUUCUUGUACAAGGUUAAUUGGCCCGGCUACUAGUGCUUACAUAAUGAUGAUUGAGGCACGGGUUUACUUGGCAGCUGGCAGGUUUGAAGAUGCUGUUGCAGCAUCUCAACAAGCAGCUAAACUUGAUCCAAGCAACAAGGAGGUGAAUAUAGUGGUAAAGAGGGCUAGGGCAGUGAAAUCAGCCCGGUUGAGUGGUAACUUGCUCUUCAAGGCAUCGAAAUUCUCAGAAGCAUUUGUCACAUAUAAUGAAGGACUGGAAAAUGAUCCAUACAAUGCAGUUUUGUUAUGCAACCGGGCAGCCUGUCGGUCCAAGUUAGGCCAAUAUGAGAAAGCUGUCGAAGAUUGCACCACGGCUCUUAAUGUGCGGCCUUCUUACAGCAAGGCCAGGCUACGAAGGGCAGAUUGCAAUGCCAAGUUGGAAAGGUGGGAAGCUUCAGUUCAAGACUACGAGAUGUUGAUAAGAGAGACUCCUGGGGAUGAGGAGGUAGGCAGGGCUUUGUUUGAGGCACAGGUCCAGCUUAAGAAGCAACGUGGUGAAGACAUUAAAGACCUGAAAUUUGGGUCAAAUUUGAUUUUCAUCACUAGCAAUGAACGUUUCAGACACUUCAUUACCUCACCGGGAAUGUCCGUGGUGCUCUUUUGUAACAAAUCGAACCACAAGCAAGUGUUGCAAGUCCUGGAGCACGUUUGCAAGAGAUUCCCAUCUAUUAACUUCCUCAAGGUGGAGAUUGAAGACCACCCCUACUUAGCAAACUCAGAGCAUGUGAGGUCCAUUCCAGCCUUCAAGAUAUACAAGAAUGGAUCAAGGGUCAAAGAAAUUCCAGGCAACGACCGUGAAAUGUUAGAGAGUUCAGUCAAAUUGUACAGCAGUUGAAGAUAUAUGUAUAAUUGUACAAAAGCAAAACAGGUAAUUCGUGCAUAGCGUUGGACAGGAUCACAGGAAGCAAAGUUUUACAAAGAAUGGGAGCCCAACGCACCAAAUUACACAAAUUGGGCAAAUUGGAAAGAUAUAUAUAUAUUAUUUAUAUGCUGGCAUUGCACAUAAAGUAGAAAAAAGUUGAAGGAAUACGUGUGGUGGUAGAUUAGAAUAUGAAGUGAGAUUUUAGAGUUCUUUGAAUGGCUUUAUGAUAUUUAUUUUGUUGCUUUUGAAUGUUAAUGAUGAUUAGAAUGUUCUGUGACUGGCUAAUUUGGAUAUGUUCAAUUUCUUUGCCGGCAUUAUUAGUGGGAAAAGUUGAGAGGGAACAUUUGUGGUGGUAGAAAAGAUUAUGAAGAUAAGUUUAGUGUGUUCUUUGU
Messenger RNA from Quercus lobata, 2921 nucleotides. Its product is annotated as TPR repeat-containing thioredoxin TTL1-like. NCBI's taxonomy places the organism in Eukaryota, Viridiplantae, Streptophyta, Magnoliopsida, Fagales, Fagaceae. Gene Ontology annotation, cellular component: cytoplasm. The transcript is spliced from 7 exons. The record is from RefSeq and is a predicted model, not a curated record. Bases 373 to 2502 code for a protein of 709 amino acids. Gene Ontology annotation, molecular function: protein binding.